Messenger RNA from Tremella mesenterica DSM 1558, 2262 nucleotides. RefSeq lists its product as uncharacterized. The record is from RefSeq and is a predicted model, not a curated record. The annotation marks the transcript as partial. The transcript has 4 exons. NCBI's taxonomy places the organism in Eukaryota, Fungi, Basidiomycota, Tremellomycetes, Tremellales, Tremellaceae.
AUGACUUCUAAACUCCCUUCUACAUCUCUCCCACCCACACAUCCCUUAAUCCUCGAGCUCACCUCGUUACGACAGCAAUUACAUCAAUAUCAAACUUCCGCCCAUCAGACGGCUAUACAGUUGCAAGGGACAAGAUUGGAGUUAUCUUUGGCUAAGGAAGAGUCUAUGGGGUUGAGACAGACUUGUGAGGUACUCAAAAGGGAGGUUGAGAUACUCCGAUCAAACCCCAUCCCUCCACCCACCCAACCCACCUCCACAGCACUGUCCGAACUUUCCCUCGCUCAUCGUCGACUCUCGGCUAAACUCGAUAUUACCGAAUCACAGCUGACUGCGGCACAGUUGGAACUUGCUUCUGCCAAACAAGAGAUUCAACGACGUACGAAGGAGAAAGAAGGUGAUAAAGCUGUGAUCAAUGAACUGAGGAGAAUAGAGGAGGACAGGGAAGAAGAAAUUGAGUGGGAGCGCGGAGAGAGAAGAAGGAUGGAAGAACAGAAAAAGUUGUGUGAUUUGGCACUGGAUGAAUACUCCCAUUUGGUUCACUCCCUCGACCCUACCGCGGUCCCACCUACAACCCCAAAAUCCUAUUCCACCUCAAUCCUACAAUCUACCCCUGAUCUCAUUACUCCCCUCUCUCCACCGGAAACACCAUCCUCCCUGUCAUCCCCUGAAUCCAUCUCCAAUCUCCUCCUCGGCCAACGUGGCGUCCAUCGUUUAUUCACAGAUUUUACUUCUACCCUGACUUCGAAAGAACGUCUCGUACACACUCUCCAAGUCAGAAUAGAAGAACUCGAAAGGAGUGUGAGUAUACUAGAAGAACAGUUACAAUCUGAAACUUCCUUACGUGUGAAUUGUCAAGAAGAACGUGACAAGGCUAUGAGAGAUGAUGCUAGUGCUGCCAAAGUAGUUGAGAGGUAUAUGACCUUUACUCAAAAAACACAUGCCACUAUUCAUCGCCAUUUGGAUAAUUUACGACAACGAAGUGCUGCCACGCAAACCAGUUUACGACAAGAAACACAACUUCUCCGGAAGGCUUUGGAGGAGGAACGAAGUCGUUCGAAAAGGAUGAUCGGAGCGGUGGAUGAGAUGUCAGAGGGAUUGGCAAGAGAAUCAGCGGGGAGAAGAAGAGAAAUAGGUUUAAGGUUGAAAUUAUUAUCGGCGGAAGAACAAAGAGCUAAACGUGUUGAAAAGUGGUUAGAACGUGUGAGACGAUUGAGAGAAGGUGCGGAAGGUGCUGUUUUGGAAGCGGACAUAUUGGAGAAUUUGGUAGAUGAUGGAGUACGUGCUGUGACUGUUACAACUCGACAAAACGAAGUGAAGAGAUCAUGGCGUGGUUUAUUGGGAAGGAAAGAGAAAUUUGUGGAGAAUAAAGAAGAGGAAGAAUCAGUUGCAAGGGUUUUAUUGGCAGAAGAAUUAGUCACUACUCUCGUCACUGAUCUACAAAAGGAGACUGAGAGGAGGAUGGAGCUUGAAAGACAGAGAGUGGAAUGGUUGGCUCAAGAUGCAGUGGGAGGUAGGUUAGGACAUGAAGAUACGAAUGGACAUGAGAUGUUUGAUUUUGAUCAUGAGGAUCAUGAGGAAGACGAAAUAGAUGAUAUGGCCGAACCUUCUCUCCCUUCAGAUCUUCAAUUACUCAUUACAAAAACCACUCCACCAUCUCCUCUUCUUUCCAAACCAUCAUCCCCCUCCCUAUCUCUUUCAUCAAUACAACCAACCCCUGAACUUCAAAACCUUCUCGAUAUUUUCAAUCCCCUCAGAUCUCGUUAUCCAAAACUACAAAAUCAACUUCAUUCAUUAUCACAUUCUUUAUCUUCUCUACGUUCUUCUCUCCCAUCCAAUAUUCCUCAAACACCAAACUCACAGAAUAAUCUAAGAGACAAAACGAACGAAUUAGCUUCCACACCAUAUAGUAUAAAACGUAAAACUAUCCUUCAUCCUCUACGUCGUAUUUCUCCAAUUGAAGAUCCUCAUCUUACCACAAUUUUGGAAAACAUAUACGAAGUUUUAGAAGAUGCUCGAGUAGAUUUAGAAAUAGCUAUAGCUGAUGAAGAUCGAUUGUUUUCAGGUUUCGAAGCUUUGUUAGGUGUAGGUAGUGUCGUACAUUCUUCUCAAGUGUUGAGAGAUGCUAAAGAUUACGUUGAUGAUAGAUUAAGUUGGGAGGGGUAUAAUAAGUUGGAGAGAAAGAUUGAGGAAUUGGAAAGUGAUUUGACUUUGAUACAAAGGGUUUUACAUGAGAGUGAAGGGAUGGAAUUAAGUUCUGUUGAU